Triplophysa rosa is the source of this 8245-nucleotide messenger RNA. RefSeq names its product potassium/sodium hyperpolarization-activated cyclic nucleotide-gated channel 1-like. NCBI's taxonomy places the organism in Eukaryota, Metazoa, Chordata, Actinopteri, Cypriniformes, Nemacheilidae. Gene Ontology annotation, cellular component: membrane. Gene Ontology annotation, molecular function: voltage-gated potassium channel activity. The transcript has 9 exons. Gene Ontology annotation, biological process: potassium ion transport; transmembrane transport. Bases 1458 to 6311 code for a protein of 1617 amino acids. The record is from RefSeq and is a predicted model, not a curated record.
AACCAGAAACUAACGUUAGGGGAACGUUCUGUGUUUGCUGGGAGGAAGCCGCAUGGACGCGUUUGUGCGCGAGACGGACGCGGAAAGUCAAGUAUGCCCGCUAUAGGGUCUGUCUGUUGUUCACACACCGCACAGCUCUUCACCAGCGGCCUCCGUUACAUCUGCAUUUCUUUUUUUAUUUCAUAAUUAGUUUUGGCUGUUUUGUGUCAGCUUGAAUAACCGUAAUAUCAGAAUGACAGACAGCAGCCACAAACAAAUGACAGUCAUCUCUCUCGACAGACUCUAUAUUUAAGAAGCUUUAUUGAUUUCUUUAAAAAAGCGUUAAAUACAUGAAGGUAAAGGAUGUGAAAAGACACUUGUGUUAUUAUGUUAUGUUUGAUUUUGUUUCAAUCUGACUGGAGCUCACAGCAGGUUUGCACUGUCAGUUUUCCGUCAGACGUGUUUUUCUCUAUACUGUUUAAACAUACACUUCAUGUUUUAUCACUCAGAUUCUCCUCCCGUCACGCUGAUGACGUGCGCUCAUACCUGAGCAGCAGAACUGUGAAGCCGGUCGGGCUCGCGUGCGAGAGUGAUGCUGCUGCCAUGGCAACAGACCAUCAUGUGCUCAGACAUUGAUUUCACAUAUUUAUUUAAGAUCUCAUUCGUCCUUGACGUCACGAGGAAUCUAACGAUCUCCUUCUGUGAGCUCAACAGGUAGAAUCUGAUGAGAGUGAAUCUGACUGCUGCGACUGCUGUUAUUAUGGGAUGGAUAGAGAUGAUGUUAGUGGAGGCAGAAGAAUAGGAAUAAAAGCGCUCUGUGACACGAGGACGGACGCGCGCUUCUUGAGCUCCGGUUAAUUUCUCCGGUAAUUCUCGGUCCGUUUCUCCUGUUGCGCAUCUCCAUGCGUCUGAUUAUGAUGACGCGCCGUCGCGCGUCUGAUCAUUGACCGAUGUGCGCGCGUGCGUUUGUCAUUGACAGACGUGUGUCCUGUAAGUGCCGUGUCUUGUAAAACCGCACAUGUCGAGCUGACAGCGCGAGGCGUCACCGUGACAACCGGAGGCGGGAAUCCCUGGAUCGGAUCGGAUCACAGAACCAGUGACGGCUCGCUUUCGGUGAUGUCGGCGCGUUUCGGAGCGGCCGGGCCUCAAGGACGCGCGUGAGGGGAGAAAUUAUGAGGAGUGACGGACGGGCGCAUCAAGGGCGAAGAGAGCGUCGUCGACGCGCGUUUAUUCGGCGGCUCAAGGGCGUUUGAACAUGACGAGGACGCGUCGGAGGACGGCGUGGCGAGGCGUCCACUGGAGGAAGCGUGAAGGAGCAAAUGUCGUUUUACCAGCUUUAAGGUCAAACUAACGCGAGCUCAUUAUUCUUCUGUAUAAACCAACGACAGAUCCGCGUUUUUCUGACAGAAGCGUAACAGGUCAUCCGAGAAAGCGUUUGUGCGCGUGCGUCUGUGCGUGUGUGUAUUCUCCUCAUCGGUAUGGAAGGUGCUGCGGGUUCUGCCGACCCUCGGCCCGUCCGUAACGGCGACUCCAAAAGGCGCAGUAAAAGCAGCCUGCCGUCUCCCGGUUACCGCCUCUCACAGGCAUCCCUGGAGGGCGACCGGGGUGAGCCGCCAACCGGGCGACGCCGCCCGUCUAUCAUGAGCUCGACCCGCGACGGUGGGCCAUUCCACCCCCUCCCUCUGCCCGCCCCGGGUUCGGCCCCGCCCACCGUGCAGCGUUCCGUGGGCUUUGCCGUCUCCCGGGCCGCUCUGGCGUCCACCUCCUUCACGGGCACCGGAAUGGUCGUGGUGGCCGCCGGACCCGAUACCACCACCACGACGGCGGCCGGGAGCCCGGACGCCACGCCGGGUCUGGACGGAGAAGAUUACAGUUACUCGAACCAGUCCACGUUCAUCCAGCGGCAGUUCGGGGCGAUGCUGCAGCCGGGCGUCAACAAGUUCUCGCUGCGCAUGUUCGGCAGUCACAAGGCCGUGGCGCUGGAGCAGGAGAGACUGAAAUCAGCCGGAGCCUGGAUCAUACACCCCUACAGCGACUUCAGGUUUUAUUGGGACCUCCUGAUGCUCUUACUGAUGGUGGGGAAUCUCAUCAUUCUUCCGGUGGGCAUCACGUUCUUCCAGGACGAGAACACGGCUCCGUGGAUCCUUUUUAAUGUGGUGUCAGACACGCUCUUCCUGGUGGAUCUGGUUCUGAAUUUUCGGACAGGUAUCGUGAAAGAGGACAGCACAGAGAUCCUGCUGGACCCUAAAGCCAUCCGUCAGCGUUACCUAAAGAGCUGGUUCCUCGUGGAUUUUGUGUCCUCGAUCCCAGUGGAUUACAUCUUCCUGAUGGUGGAUCUGGAGGCUCGGCUGGACUCGGAGGUGUAUCGGACCGCUCGAGCACUGCGGAUUGUUCGAUUCACAAAGAUUCUGAGUUUGCUGCGAUUGUUGCGUCUGUCUCGACUCAUACGAUAUAUCCACCAGUGGGAGGAGAUCUUUCACAUGACGUAUGAUCUGGCCAGUGCGAUGGUGCGGAUUGUCAAUCUGAUCGGCAUGAUGCUGUUGUUGUGUCAUUGGGACGGCUGUCUGCAGUUUCUGGUGCCCAUGCUGCAGGAUUUCCCGUAUGACUGCUGGGUCUCCAAAAACAACAUGGUGAAUGAAACGUGGGGCAUGCAGUACUCGUACGCUCUCUUCAAAGCCAUGAGUCACAUGCUGUGCAUCGGUUACGGCGCUCAGGCUCCGGAGGGCAUGACGGAUGUUUGGUUGACCAUGUUGAGCAUGAUUGUGGGUGCCACCUGCUAUGCCAUGUUCAUCGGGCACGCCACGGCUCUCAUCCAGUCACUGGACUCUUCUCGACGACAGUAUCAAGAGAAGUAUAAGCAGGUGGAGCAGUACAUGUCAUUUCAUAAACUACCAGCAGAUGUCAGACAGAAAAUCCACGAGUAUUAUGAACAUCGAUAUCAGGGAAAGAUGUUUGAUGAGGACAACAUUCUGGGAGAGUUGAGCGAGCCGUUAAAGGAGGAAAUUGUGAGCUUUAACUGCCGCAGUCUGGUGGCUAACAUGCCGCUUUUCGCUAACGCUGAUCCCAACUUCGUGACGGCGGUCCUUACCAAACUUAAGUUUGAAGUGUUUCAGCCCAACGACUUCAUCAUUCGUGAGGGAACCGUCGGCCGUAAAAUGUAUUUCAUCCAGCACGGUCGGGUCAGCGUUCUGACACGCGGCAACAAGGAAACCAAACUCAGUGAUGGCUCGUAUUUUGGUGAGAUCUGUCUGUUGACCCGUGGUAGGAGGACAGCAAGCGUCCGAGCAGACACGUACUGUCGACUUUACUCUCUGAGUGUGGACAGUUUCAAUGAGGUUUUGGAAGAGCACCCCAUGAUGAGACGGGCCUUCGAGACUGUGGCAGCUGACAGACUCAAUCGGAUUGGUAAGAAGAACUCCAUAUUGUUGCGCAAGACCUCUCAGGGAGGAUCCAUGUCGGGCAGCAGUUUGGGACGGGGCGGAGGCAGCCGCGGUGGCGGUGCAGGCGGUGCCGGCUUGGGUUCUUGUGACAGCAUGUUGGUUCAGCAGAUCGUUAAGCACGACAGUAUGCCCACCAUGCAGGACAUUGCCGCUGGCAACCGCAGCGGAGGCACAGUCUCGCCUUGCACUCAUCCGGUGAUCUGGGCGCCGCUGGUCCACGCCCCCCUCCAGACUGCGGCUGCCACAACCAAUGUGGCAAUCGCCUUGAUGCAUCAGCAGCAGCAACAGCAGCAGUUACAGCAGCAGCUACAGCAGCAACAUGCGCUGGGAGCCGCCAUUUUCCUUCCCAUCUCACCCUCCCCCUCAACUUGCCCUCUUUCACCGCCCCGUCCACCCAUACUGCACCCUCGGCAGUCCUUUAGCUCCCUAAUAGCUUUGAUGGGUGGACUCCCCCCCCGAGGAUUCCCGUCAUCUGUAACUCCAACACCCUCCCCCUCUGCCAUGGGACCAACCGCUGUGGGAGUGGCUCCUGCAGCAGGUGGAGGUGCUGCAAGGACCCCACCCACACCUGCAUCGACAGUUCCUGCCCCUCUGCAGGCUGGCAGGACUCUUCAUCACAGUCCCCGCUUUCACAUAGAGCCCACGGGAGGGAGUCAGACAUCACCUCUCCAUAAAGUUGUGCUUCCCUCCUCAGCCAUUGCAGCAGUGUCUGUUGAAGGACGAAGUAUUGGCUCUUGUCAGCAGGGGGCUAAAGAGGCAUUACUGCGUCAUGUUGGAGGAGGCAGCACCCAGGGUCUCCCAAUGAUUGGCCGACUUACUCAGGAGGCCAGACUGCUCUCGGCCUCUCAACCAACUCUGCCUCAUCGUGGCUGGGCCGGUGUACAGCCUCACCCACCUCUCCAUCGUAAGGCCUCUGGAGGGAACUUGCUGCCGGCACCCUUCCUUAUGUCAUCAGGACUUGGUAGAGGAGGCAGUGCAGGUGUUCUGUAUUCGAAUGCUCCACAAGCUAAGGUCACACAAACACCCAUCACACACACACCCCUGCUGAUGCCCUCCCAGCUGGCACAUGCACCUCCACUCACAUCAGCACUAGGAUCUACUCCAUCACCCCUUGCCCCCUUCUCCUCCUCAAAACAGACUCCCCUUUGUUCCACCAACCCCCCUUCAGUCUUCACACCCUCUGGUAUAGGUGCCCCUCAAAUCCAGCAGCUCAAACCUGGCUCUGCAAUUCCGACUCCUCCCUCAACCUCUCCUCCACCCUCACUCUGCCCUCCUUCUCAGUUUAUCUCCACUUCUUCAACUUCAUCUUCUGGCCCCUCUUUGGCACAAAAUGCCCAAACCAAACUCUCUCAGACACCCCCAUCACCGUUGUCUUACACCACUAAUUCAACGCCAACCGUAACUCCUUCUCAAACUCCCAUUCAAACCCCUACCCAAACCAGAACACCAACCCCAAUUCAAACUACAAUUCAAACUCCCACCCAGACAAGAAUGCCAACCCCUGUUCAAGUCCUGGUGCAGACCUCUAACCAAACUCAAGCAUCAGCUGUCACCCAGUCUAAAACAACAGCUGCUGUUCAAACUCUGUCCCAAGCUAGAUGUCCAAUUUCUUUCCACAUCCCCACAGCUGCACAAACUCAGUCCAACACUUCAGUUUAUAGUCCAGUUCACACCCAAACAUCAAUGCAAACUCCAGCUAAAACUCUGAGUCAGAGUGCUGCAAUCCAGAUCUCAGCUUCUGGUUCCCAGGUUCUAGGAACUUCUUUAGCCCGAUCACCAGGCUUCAAUCAAAGCCAAAACUCAACUCCCAUCAGUACCCCCACUCAAAGUGGAUGUUCAUCCCCUGUUCUAACCCCUUCCCAGACACCUGUACAAACCCCAACCACACAGACCUUUAUUCCAUCCCAAGCUCCUGCUCCUACCCAAACCCCUGCCUUCAAACAAACUCCAUCUGCCAAAGCCCCCGCUGCUGCACCUUUAACUGCAUCACAUUCUCCUGCACUCAGUCGGUCUCCAUCUGCUGCAUCUUCAACUGCAUCACAUUCUCCUGCACUCAGUCCAUCUCCCGCUGCUGCACCUUUAACUGCAUCACAUUCUCCUGCACUCAGUCGGUCUCCCGCUGCUGCAUCUUCAGCUGCAUCACAUUCUCCUGCACUCAGUCUGUCUCCCGCUGCUGCAUCUUCAACUUCAUCACAUUCUCCUGCACUCAGUCCAUCUCCAGCUGCUGCAUCUUCAACUGCAUCACAUUCUCCUGCACUCAGUCCGUCUCCAGCUGCUGCACCUUUAACUGCAUCACAUUCUCCUGCACUCAGUCGGUCUCCCGCUGCUGCAUCUUCAGCUGCAUCACGUUCUCCUGCACUCAGUCCGUCUCCCGCUGCUGCACCUUUAACUGCAUCACAUUCUCCUGCUCUCAGUCCAUCUCCACCUGCUGCAUCUUCAGCUGCAUCACGUUCUCCUGCAGUCAGUCCAUCUCCUGCUGCUGCACCUUUAACUGCAUUGCAUUCCACUGCACACAGUCCAUCCCCUGCUGCUGCAUCUUUAACUGCAUCGCAUUCCACUGCACACAGUCCGUCCCCUGCUGCUGCAUCUUUAACUGCAUCACAUUCUCCUGCUCUCAGUCCAUCUCCUGCUGCUGCACCUUUAACUGCAUCACAUUCUCCUGCUGCUGCACCUUUAACUGCAUCACAUUCUCCCGCACACAGUCCGUCCCCUGCUGCUACACACACUCAGACCAUAAAUGUUAUUCCCACUCCAGUCAUUCCUAUUGUAAGUUCAUCUACCAUUUCCAUACCCUUUGCCUCCUCGUCAACAGCCCUCCAGGCCUCCUCUGCCAUUUCCACCUCCUCUUCACCAAAAGAUGAAAGGAAAAUCCAGGACUUGCCUCAGACAUAGAAAGUCAAAAAGACCUGCUAACUUGUGAUGAGUAAGUGGACACUGAGGCAAAUAUCUGAUCCGGGUCCGGGUUAGAGUUGUUGUGCUGACCGUUGGAAGAUUUUCCAUUUUUCUCCCAUGAAUCAAGGUCCAAAAAACAACUAAAAAUGUUUGAUUCACUAGUAGAACUAGUGUGUUUAUAAAUAUUCUUCAUUGUCCAGGUCAUGUCCACUAUUCUAUAGCUGCAUGGGGGAGUAAAGAAACUAGUUUGUACUACUGAACACAUUCUACCAAACAGUAGAGCUGGAAACUCUAAUGAGUGUCAGAUGCUCUUAUUAGACCUUAAUACUAUUCAUCUGAUAGAUGAAAGAUUUUAAUCUUUGAUAGUUUAGAUACAAAUUCUGUCAUUUGCCAAAAAACGUUGCUGAUAAUCUUCAAGCGAAUGUACUUUCAGAACAUUGAGCUGUAUCUGUGUCAACGCUGUAUAAUGCUAGAGUAAGAGAGUACAAUCAGCAGUAGGUCUUUUAACAGAGCACUUUUCGUCAGGACGUUAGCCUUAAAUCAGCUUUCAAUGGGAUCAAAUGAACACUAGUCAUAUUUUAUCAUCACAAACAGCAUUUUCAGGCGAGUAGAAACGUCCACUGCCAGAGAAUCAGAUGUAAAAACACAGCCUUUCAUUCAGUGUGUAGAAUUCUCUAUGCAGAACACCAGCUGGGGAAUUUUUGAACACAUUCUGUCAUUAUUACCGUUUUCUCACACUAUUAGAAUCACAGUAAAAACAAAUUUUUAAGAGCAAAUAACUGAGCUCAAGUUUUUUAUCUUGAGUAGAAUAAUGUAAUCUGUCCAAACAUUCUCAGACGCCAUAUUGAAAUAAUAAUAAACCCUGUUUGACACGUUACGUUUGUGUUCAUGUAGAUUUCACUGCCUAUAAACUAUGGUGCGUUGUACAUAGUGAGUUGUGUAGAAAACAUAUUUCUACAGAACAAAAUGAAUUUAUUAUGUUCUGUUUUGUGUACUUUUAUUCAUUAACAUAUUAGCCAGUGAUUACCUGUCAGUAUAACAUUUAUAAUGUUUAUCAUGUAAUAUCACUGUCAUGGCGAACUGUUAACUGCUUAGGUCACUUACCUUUGAGACUGGAUUGUAGAACUAAAUAAAAUGUCCUUCUGAUCAUUGUGCAUCAUAAGAGCAAGAACACGUUUAAAGAUCACAUAGAGUCAAUAAGACAAUAGACAAUAAGAUUAAAUUGCACAUUUUAAGGGAUGGCCAGGGUGAAAUGUAUCUCUUGGUUUCAAACGUCAUCUUUUUAGUCACCAAAAUAUAAAUUUGCCUUUAGGUAACUUACAAUGCUCAUCACAGGUGUGAAAAGACUGUCAAGAAUAUAAAUGUGUAUGAAUAUUCUGUAUCCAUCAGUAGUUUGUGGUCUCAGGUGUUUGAUGUUAGUUUUGGACUAAAUGACUAUUAAGUUCCUAUUCUAACUCGCUGCUGUGUGUUUGUUUAUAUCAUGUGUUGCGAGUGCAAUGCAGCGCUUUAGCUUCAGACAGAUCUGUCAGUGUCUCUGUUUGUCUAUCACACACACAUCUGAUGUGUUCUACUGUAGCCGCACACAGACGCACACUAGUCAGAACGAAUCUCUCUCUCUCUCUCUCUCUCUCUCUCUCUCUCUCUCUCUCUCUUCUGUCGUGUCCAGUGCCGUUCUUUACUGUUUUGUGCCGAUAGUGAGAUUAUGUCUGAGUUUUUCCCUCUAAUACCAUGUUGCCUAGAUUGCACAUUUAAGGACCAAAUGUUUAUUCUUAUUUGUUGUCACAGCUUUAGCUUUUGAGGAAAAAAACUAUAAUAGAGGAUUGACUAUAAUAAUACCUGCUAUUAUAUAGAAGAGAAAUAAUGAUGACUAUGUAAAAAAUGACUUUUUUCCAAAUCACAAUAAAGUGAAAUAAGAACCAGUUUACUGUGUAAGA